Molecule: messenger RNA, 1380 nt
Organism: Penaeus vannamei (Pacific white shrimp)
Lineage: Eukaryota; Metazoa; Arthropoda; Malacostraca; Decapoda; Penaeidae
Source: RefSeq, a predicted model, not a curated record
AUGAUCCGUUCACCUCCCUCACAACCGGAAUUCUCCGCAACUUCACCUCCCUCACGACCCGGUUUCUCCAACUUCACCUCCCUCACAACCCCCGAUAUUCCCACAACAUCACCUCCCUCACAACCUCGUUUCUCCCACAACUUCACCUCCCUCACAACCCCAUUUCUCCACACUUCACCUCCUCACGACCGCCAUAAUCUCCCACGCUUCACCUCCCUCACGACCGGUUUCUCCACUUACAACCCUGUUUCACCUACAAUAUCCUCUACAACUCAUAUCUCCCACACUUCACCUCUACAACCCCAUAUGCUCCACAACCUCACCUCCUCACAACCCAUAUCUCCCACAACUUCACCUCCCUCACGACCUCAUAUCUCCUACAACUUCUCCUUCACAAAACUCGUUUCUCCACAGCUUCACCUCCUCACAACCUCAUUUCUCCACGACUCACCUCCCUCAACAAUUUCUCCACUCCCACGACUUCACCUCCCUCACGACCCGGUUUCUCCAACUUACAACCCUGUUUCACCUACAAUAUCACCUCCCUCACAACCUCAUAUCUCCCACGACUUUCAACCUCCAUACAACCUCAUUUCUCCCACAACUUCACCUCCCUCACAACCUCAUUUCUCCCACAACCUCACCUCCCUCACAACCUCAUUCUCACAACUUCACUCCCUCACAACACCCGGUUCUCCAACUUACAACCCUGUUCCCUACAAUAUCACCUCUCACAACCUCCCACCUCAACCCCUCACAACUCAUUUUUUCCCACAACUUCCCUCACGACCCGGUUUCUCCAACUUCACCUCCCUCACAACCCGUCCUCCCAAACAUCACUCCUCCCAUUCUCACAACAUCACCUCCCCCAACCCGCCUCCACAACAUACACCUCCUCACGACCCCAUAUCUCCCACAACAUCACCUCCCUCACACUGUUUCACCACGCUUCCCUCACGACCCACAUCUCCCACGACUUCACCUCCCUCACACCUCAUUUUCUCCCACGACUUCUCCUUUACAAACCCGGCUCUGCAACUUCACCCUCCGUCACACCUCAUUUCACCCACGACUUCACCUCCCUCCACAACCUCGUCUCUCCACAAUUCACCUCCAUCAUACUCAUUUCUCCUACAAUCACCUAACCUCACAACCUCAUUUCUCCCACAACUUCACCUCCCUCACAACCCCGCUUCUCCCACAACUUCACCUCCCUCACAACCCUAUAUCUCCACAACUUACCUCCCUUCAUUUCUCCCACGACUUCACCUCCCUCACAACCUCAUUUCUCCCACAACAUCACCUCCCUCACAACCUCAUUUCUCCCACGACUUCCCUCACGACCUGCAGCCCGGACCCCCCGCGUCCGGAUUUCGUUGA